AUUAUAUUAAUGAAUUCACAGUUGUAGUUUCUUAAAAUUUCUAAUUCUUCGCUUUGAUUAGAGUUAGCCAAAACUUUUUUGAAAUUAUAUGGUGAUUCUCGUAUGAUUUCGUCAAUUGAUAUAUCAUUAUCUUCACAUAUCCAUAUGUGUUCCCAAUCUUCCUGGAAGAUUUUCCCACAUCUUAUACAUUUAUCUGUAUCUAUUUUAUUCGUGUUUCUUUUGAAUAAAAUGUUAUAUGUGGGUAAUUCUUUAAGUAAAUUUUUGAUUCUGUAUGAGCGUUCUAUCAUAUCUCUAUCACCACAUUGUCUUUGCGAAAAUUUAACUCUAUUACUAAUAAAUUCAAGACUUGUGAUCCAGUCAAAUUCGUUUCUAUAAUUAUACAUAAAUAGAUCCUCUAAUCUCUCGCUGUUUAA
This is a messenger RNA of Rhizophagus irregularis DAOM 181602=DAOM 197198, 413 nucleotides long. The record is from RefSeq and is a predicted model, not a curated record. Lineage: Eukaryota; Fungi; Glomeromycota; Glomeromycetes; Glomerales; Glomeraceae.